UCUGUCAAUUAUCUUUGUUUGGCUUUGUUGCACCAUAUCCUUCUCCUCCUUUGCGCUCCUGUCUUUCCCCCCUCUCUCUCUCCACGGCUCUGCUUGUGUAACCUGGUGUCCGAGGAGUCACUCCUCUCUCCCGCUGUUCAGCUUUGUGGUGGUUCUGCAUGGGGCUGCGGCUCUCCGAGAAGGAAUUUCGGCAGACAGAAAGCAGAUGGGUCCUUCUCAAACCCCAGCGGUCCCCGGGGGCCCCACCUGCCCUGCAAUCUGAGGUCUUAGCGCUACACCUGUUGUGACUCGUCCUGCAGCCAGUCGCUGUCUAGCCCAGCCUCAGCCCAGCUGACAUGACACGCUGUGGAUGUGGGUACGUGUGGAGCUGAAGGAGGAGACCUCCCUGCUGGGGUAAAGAGUUUGGAACGCGUUGAAAAGAGGCUGAACGCUAAAGCUCCUGGAGGAUCAAGUGGGGCGAGCUGACGAAGAAGACGCACACGCUCCAAAAGCAAGGGAUUUUUCAAAAAACUUUUUUGUUGUUGUUUUUGCUGCAGCAGCAGAUAUGAAAAGCCACACUGUGACUGCGUCUGUGGCUCUGCUGGUCCUCUGCUGCCUGCUGAUUCCCAGAGGAGGGAGGAGUGCCGGGGGAAUAGCUUCUCUCCUCCAGGAGAAGCAGACUCAGGAUCAGCUGCAAGACGAGUCCCCGGAUGAUCGAGAAAGCGAGCAGGAGCUCGCAGGGGACCCACACCCACUGGGACGCAGCAUCAAGGCCAAGAGAGAGGCACAGGGGACCUCACAGGAGGGCAUUUUGAGCAGGCUGAGAAGAGCCCCGGAGGAAGGCAAAAAGAAGAAGAAAGACAAAAAGAAGAAAGAGCCAAAGGAUCCAAAUGCCACUAAAAAGCCUAAAACUGACAAGAAGGGGAAGAAGAAAGACAGGCAAACCACAACCCUCCCACCCACCACAACAGCGAUCCCAACAGAGCCUCCCACUGAUCCCCCCGCUGAGCCUGACUACUUCCCUGAUUCUGACGACUACUGGACAGCAGAAGAUGACUACUGGGGGACUGGCACCACUCCCUCUCCAAGCACUGAGCCCCCAUACCUUCCCAGGGUACCAGACGACCCCGUGACCGACGCCUACGAUGACUACUGGAAUCCCGUCGAGGGAGAGCCGUCGACUUCACCGCCCGACAACUACGACGAUCUCUGGAAGGAAAUUGAGAAGGAGCCGUACGCUCCUGUGACCGAUAACUACGACAUUUACUGGAAGGAGCUGGACCCGACCCCCGAGGCCCCGGAGAAGUACGGCACAGACGACAGUGACUACUGGGAUGCAACAGUCGAGCUUCCAGAUAAAUUCCCAGACGGAGAAGAGGUCAGCCCCGAGGUCAUAGUGGAAACCAUCCCAGAACCCACAACAUCUGCUCCACUUGAGAGGACCUGGUAUGAUGAUUAUGACGAAUACGGAAUGAGACGGAAAGACUAUGACACAGAUGAAAAGUGGGUAGAGAAAGAAAGAGAGCGAGCCAAGAAGGAGAGAGAGAGGGAGGAGAGAGAACGAGCAGAGAAGCUGAAGGAGGCCGAGGAGCGAGCCAGGAACAGACCACGUGUCUACAAGGAGCCAAAGAAAUGUCCUCCUCUGGGGAUGGAGUCCCAUAAGAUCGAGUCAGACCAGCUCACAGCCUCCUCCAUGUCUCAGUACACCUUCUCUCCUCAGAGGGCGCGCCUCAACAUGCAGGGCUCAGAGGAUGAGGACAACAUGAGAGGUGGAGCAUGGUGCGCAAACUCAGAGGACAGGAUCCACUGGUUUGAGGUCGACGCUCGUAGGGAGACCGAGUUCACCGGAGUUGUAACUCAAGGCCGAGAUGCCCUGAAUGAGAGCGAUUUCGUGACAUCCUACUUCCUGGCCUUCAGCAAUGACAGCAGAGAAUGGACCACCAUUCACGACGGAUACGCAGACUGGCUGUUCUUCGGAAACAACGACAAGGACACUCCCGUCAUGAACCGGCUCGCCGAGCCCGUGCUGGCUCGCUACAUCCGGAUCAUCCCUCAGAGCUGGAACGGCUCUCUGUGCAUGAGGCUGGAGGUCCUGGGCUGCCCUGUGCCUGACCCAGGUGGUGCCCUGUACAGGCAGAAUGAGGUGACUCCUGUGGAUUACCUGGAGUUCAAACACCACAGCUACUCAGAGAUGGUUGAACUGAUGAAGUCGGUACAUGAGGAAUGCCCCAACAUCACCAACGUUUACAGCCUGGGCCGUAGCUCUAAGGGACAAGAAAUCAUGGCAAUGAUCAUCUCUGGAAACCCCACGGAGCACGAAAUAGGUGAGCCGGAGUUUCGCUUCACCGCUGGUCUCCAUGGGAACGAGGCAGUGGGGAGGGAGCUGAUCCUGCUGCUCAUGCAGUACCUGUGCAAAGAAUACAAAGACAGGAACCCCAGGGCCCAGCGCCUGGUGGAGGGAAUACGCAUCCACCUGGUUCCCUCUCUGAACCCCGACGGGCACGAGACAGCUUUCGAGGUGGGCUCGGAGAUGAGCAGCUGGACCAUGGGACACUUCACUGAGGACGGCUUUGACAUCUUCCAGAACUUCCCUGACCUGAACAGCAUCUUGUGGGACGCCGAGGAUAAGGGCAUGGUGCCUAAACUGACCCCCAACCAUCAUGUGCCCAUACCAGAAAACUUUGAGUUCAACACCUCGAUUGCUAUGGAGACCAGAGCUAUUAUUUCCUGGAUGAAAACCUACCCAUUUGUGUUGGGUGCGAACUUCCAAGGCGGAGAGGCCAUCGUGGCCUAUCCUUAUGACAGUUUACGUCUCAACAAGCCUGCCAAGAGCGAGCAAUCCCGCAGCCGCAAGAAGAGACAGUACGAGGACGAAGGUUUUGAUGCGACCGAGUGGGGAAGGGGCUACCAGGAGGAACCAGAGGAAGACUGGAGAAGUCGAGGAUACGCAGAGCCAGAGGAAGAGUGGCGAGGUCAUGGAUACGACCAUGGAUACGACCCUGGAUACGAGCAUGGCUACAGCCAGGGUUAUGGACACAGAGAGGAAGAGGAGGACGACGGAGGGCGCGGGGCUGGAUACCACUACAGUGAGCCCGAAGACGAGCCCCGGCUGACCCCGGAUGAGUCACUGUUCAGGUGGCUGGCUGUGUCGUACGCCUCCACGCACCUGACCAUGACCCACAACUACCGCGGGUCCUGCCACGGAGACAUACCCGCAGGAGCAGUCGGCAUGGUCAACCGGGCAAAGUGGAAGCCCGUCACCGGGAGUAUGAAUGACUUUAGCUAUCUUCAUACCAACUGCUAUGAGCUGUCCAUAUUCCUGGGCUGUGAUAAAUUUCCUCAUCAGAGUGAGUUGGCUCAAGAAUGGGAGAAAAACAGGGAAGCAAUGCUCACCUUCAUGGAGCAGGUGCAUCGUGGCAUCAGAGGCAUUGUGAAAGAUCAGCAGGGGAAUCCUAUUGCAAACGCCACAAUCUCUGUGGAGGGAAUAAACCAUGAUGUUACCACAGCCCCAACAGGGGACUACUGGCGGCUGCUGAACCCGGGGGAGUACCGGGUGACGGCGAAGGCCGAAGGCUUCUCCUCCGAGACUAAACUCUGCGUGGUGGGUUACGAGUCCGGCGCGACCUCCUGCAGCUUUAACCUGGCCAAGUCCAACUGGGACCGCAUCAAACAGAUUAUGGCCCUUCACGGCAACAAGCCAAUUCGACUCAGUUACAGCAACUCCAGAACACAAACCUCUUCGCGCAGCAGCAGCAGCCAGAAGCGUGUGAUUAGUGGCGGCAACAGGUUUUCUUCAAACUCCAAUGCAAGUCCCCAGCGCAUGAGGAUGCUCAGGAUUGCGCGUAUCCGCCGCCUUCGGCAGCAGAGGUUAAUGAGGUUGAGAUUGAGUUUGACGACGACGAUGAUGCCCACAACAACGACGACGACGACCACAGCUCCAACAACAUCGUGGUACGACUCAUGGGGAAUAGAGGAAGCAGAAUCCGUCACACCUGUCCUGGAUUAUAACUACGAAUACAAAAUUGACGAUUAUUAAAAUAAAAAAUAAAAAUAUCCAGCUUGUUUUAGUAAACCACUCCAGGUUUGUAAUUGUAGCUCUUGUCAGUUCAGUCUUUUUUCUUUUUAAAACAAAAGCAGUGAGAAUGUACAUGUAACUACGGUGAAAAGUUUCUGUUACACAACUAAAAAACGAAUCCAUGUUUAUAGACCUUUCUGUCCAGCUCAAAGUCCACGCUGUUAUUUUUGUCUCUUUUGUAAAUGUAUGCUUCGUGAAAAGAUGUUUAUUGAGAACACAAAUUAAAAGAAAACAAACAGCUGAA
Messenger RNA from Poecilia reticulata (guppy), 4298 nucleotides. Lineage: Eukaryota; Metazoa; Chordata; Actinopteri; Cyprinodontiformes; Poeciliidae. The record is from RefSeq and is a predicted model, not a curated record.